Messenger RNA from Conger conger (European conger), 1492 nucleotides. RefSeq names its product GP1 homolog, RAB6A GEF complex partner 1 (gene rgp1). Gene Ontology annotation, biological process: retrograde transport, endosome to Golgi. Gene Ontology annotation, cellular component: Golgi membrane; Ric1-Rgp1 guanyl-nucleotide exchange factor complex. NCBI's taxonomy places the organism in Eukaryota, Metazoa, Chordata, Actinopteri, Anguilliformes, Congridae. The record is from RefSeq and is a predicted model, not a curated record. Bases 253 to 1413 code for a protein of 386 amino acids. The transcript is spliced from 9 exons.
AUAUAAUGCGAUGUAUGCCGUUUCCUUCACCCAGGGAAAGUGAGUAGUCGCGCAGCUAUUCAGAAACAAGUUGUUUUGUUUACGUGCUGUUGGUGUAUUAUUCAAACCUAUAUAAGUUAGGCUAGCUCAAUAGCUAGGAACUGUUUUGGCUAGUGGACCUGAACUUUCACAUGGUCGAAUUUCGAACUUGGAUCAAGAAGAGAAUAGUUGCUGACAACAGUGGAGUAACGUUGGGCUACGUCCGAGGCCGAGAUGAUCGAGGUGGUGGCCUCCAUGGCUCGGGGCCCGGUGUUCCUCGCCGGGGAGUUGCUGGAGUGUCUCAUCACUUUCACGAACCCGAUGUCUCACCUUUCUACCUCUGCCAGCAGUGAGAUGUUGGCUUGGGCUAGUGCCCAGAUUCACUGUCAGUUCCACGCCAGCGAGAGCCGUGUGGCCCUACCAGCCCAGGGGACCAAGCUGGACGUGCAAGCGGGAAGCGACACCGUACUAAUCCCCAGCAGAGGUGAGCGUGGACAGUGUAUGCUGGACACCCCCCCGAAGAUCCUGUUCUGUGACCUGCGGCUUGACCCCGGAGAGAGCAAAUCCUACUCGUACAGUGAGCUCGUGCCCACAGACGGACCCCCGAGCUUUCGUGGACAGGCAGUGAAGUAUGUCUAUAAGCUGACUAUUGGCUGUCAGCGUGUCAACUCCCCAAUCAAGCUGCUGCGUGUGCCUUUCAGGGUCCUGGUUCUGCACGGCAUGCCUGAGCCCCCGUUCCCCCAGCACGAGGAGGUGGCCCCCUCAAACCCCUUCCUGGAGGAGGAGGAGGGGGGCAGGAGAGACGCUCGGCCCCUGGAGAGAGCGCUGGACAUGCUGAUGAUCAGCACUUCACGGCGCUGUGCCCAUCUGUUCAACAUCACAAAUAUGCGUGGGAAGGUGGCCAAGUUCUGCAUCUUUAAGACUGUGUACAGACUCGGGGAAGACAUCAUUGGCACGUUCACCUUCUCUGAGGGAGAAAUACCCUGCCUGCAGUACUCGGUCAGCCUGCAGAGUGAGGAGGAGGUGCAGACGCAGUAUCAGCGGCGGCCGGGUCAGUCCCCCAGCCUCACGGGACACGGGCGGCACCUGGAGUCCUGCCUGCACACCUCGUCCUGCCACUUCUCCCUCCCUGUGCCGCUGAACGUCACGCCGGGGUUCAGCACCGACAUCGUGUCUCUGAGGUGGCGCUUGCACUUUGAGUUUGUCACGGCCCGGGAGCCUGUGGCGCCGCCCACCGUGCUGCAGAACCAAUCGGAGGUCACCGUGUGGACGGGGGCGGAUCACGUGGACGUGGACACCUUCAGCUGGGAUCUGCCCAUUAAAGUGCUCCCCACCAACCCCGCCCUGGCCUCUUACGUCUCCCAGUUCUCCGGGACCAACAGCAUCAACAUUUAAGGGCAGAGUGGACCGUGGUGGAGGAGUGUGAUCUGUGUGUGAUCUGUGUGUGAUCUGUGUGUGAUCUGUGUGUGAUCUG